AUGCGAAGUGUCUGGGGCUUAGCGGCAGCCUUGCAGCUCUUGCUCGUCGUCUCAAGCGUACAAGCAGACGAUGUCCCAUGCUCAGUGGAUAACCCCUGCACAGAGGGCUGCUGCUCGAGUGUUUCUGAAGUCUGUGGUUAUGGCCCAGAUUACUGUGGAAGUACCUGCAUCCAGGCUGCCAGUUUGAACAGCACAUGCACGCAUCUCUCCGAGUGCAAUCCAGGUUCAUAUCCAGGAUGGGGAGAAACUUGGGCUUCUAACUACUCAACAUCGGAAUCGUGUCCGCUGAAUGUCUGCUGCAGUCAAUUUGGCUUCUGCGGAACCUCAACCGACUUCUGUGGUACUACCACCUGGGACUCACCAUCAUGCUCUAAUACCACCGCGACACGUAGAAUUGGCUACUACGAAGCUUUUAACCUUGACCAUGCCUGCAACACAAUGACCCCGGAAGAGAUUCCCGUUGGAGGCUACACCCAUCUGAUUUUCUCAUUCCUGUACAUUGACCCGGAUACCUAUGAGAUGACCCCCAUGGAGUCUAAUCAGACGGAUCUGUAUGCCCGAUUCACUGCCCUUAAGGACUACGGUGUUGAAACCUGGAUCUCUAUCGGCGGAUGGGCUAUGAACGACCCAGGAGAAUAUUCUCAUGUUUUCUCCAAGCUUGCGGCAUCGACUACUGCUCAAACUAAAUUCCUUACCUCUUUGAAGGCUUUCUUGAAGAAGUACGGUUUUGACGGUGUUGACAUUGACUGGGAAUACCCUGGUGCAGCUGAUCGAUAUGGCUCAGAUGCCGACUACGAAAACUUUGUUUCGUUUUUAAAGAAUGUGCGAUCAUCACUAGGAAGUGACUAUGGCCUAUCUAUCACCUUGCCCAGCUCGUACUGGUAUCUGCAAUACUUUGACAUUGUCAACCUUGAGAAGCAUGUCGAUUGGUUCAACUUUAUGGCCUAUGAUAUCUACGGUACAUGGGAUGCUACAAUUUCUUCCAUCGGAAGUAGAGUUUAUGCUAGCACAAACCUCACCAUGAUCGAAUCGGGGCUGAAGCUACUGUGGCAUAAUAACAUUGAGCCCAGCAAGGUUAAUCUCGGUCUUGGUCUCUACGGACGUAGUUAUACCCUUGAAGACUCCUCGUGCACAGAACCUGGAUGUGCGUUUACUGCAGGAGGAAACCCUGGCCCAUGCUCCCAGACUGAAGGUCUGCUUUCAUACGAUGAAAUCAUGGAUAUUAUUGACGACACCUCGAGAAACCCAACUGUCUGGGUGGAUUCUGAAGCUGCCGUGAAAAUCGCUGUUUAUGACGGUGACCAAUGGGUUGCCUAUGAUGAUCCCGAAACUCUGCAAAUGAAGCUAGACUUUACCAACUCAGAGUGCAUGGGAGGUGUCGCAGCCUGGGCUGUUGAUGAAGAUGGCAAGGGAGAUCUUUCUGAAAGUAUCUCGAACUCCACCGAUCUGUUCCCGGCUGGAGGAAGCGGCAAAGUCUAUCUUUCUCCUGAUAUCUGGGAUGAUGACUCGCCCGAAGUUUCUUGCGUCGCUCCCUGUACUUUGAUUCUCCCGCCUUUGCCUAUGGAGGGCUCGCAGACUGUCACUUGGCCAGCGCUCACCACCCCGGUCCUUGUCAGCAAGGAUGGCAGCAUUGUGACAUCGACAACAACAAUCUCAAUCCCCGCAUUCGGCGUGGGAAGCAUUCCGUUCUGGCCAGUGACCAUCGCCAGCAACAAGACAUCCGGCGCUCUAGUCCCCGUCCAAAGCAUUACACCACCGUCUCAUGUUAUAGUCUUCCCAGGAAGCGUGACCCCCUUGCCGAUUGUUACCACCAACUAUACAUCAGUUGCGGAGGACCAGAUUGCGUCUUUGAAUCAGGGUAACAGCGGUGACUCCAGUGCCUCAGGCACAAUCACAAGCCCUGCUACAAACACUGCCUCUGCCACUUCUACGGCAGUUGUGACACCAUCCCUUAUUGCAGCCAACAUGGAGAGUGGCUGCACGAAAUUUUAUCAAAUUCAAAACGGUGACUCUUGCUGGAGUGUUGAGAACGACAACAACAUCGAUGCUUCAGACUUCGAAGCUUGGAACCCAGACGUUGGCACUGACUGUGCUAGUGGUGUGUGGCUCAAUUAUUACUAUUGUAUCAGCCACUCUGACGGUACCUCUUCAUCUUCUGGGGGCUCUGGAGGUUCCACCUCCACUAGCAACACUGAUGUUCCCGUUUUCUACUCGACAUCACACUCCGUCACCAUUCAGCCCCAGGCAACGCACGCCACUAUCACACCUUCAAAAACGAUUCCUUCCAUAAAUUUCGAAUCUGGCAAGCCUAAAGGCUCCGGGUCUAGUGAUGGUGAUUGUGAUGGAUGCGGUACUUUGGACUGCUCGAUCUUCGGCUGUGACGGCAAGUGUGGUAUCUUUGGUUGUGAUGGAGGCUGUGGUCUAACGUGGUGUGGAGGUGGCUGUGGAUUGUCAUCUUGUGGGCCUGGGUGUGGCACCAACGGAUGUGUUGUUGAAGGGGGUGGCGGUGGAGGUGGCAGCACCGGCUCUAUCGGAUUGGAGUCUGGAGAAGAUGGAGAUUGCGAGGAUAUCAAGACUGUCGACGUCUGCACUGUCUUCAUCAAAAGCUUCUCCACAUCUGGCAUGGAGUCCUCUUCCACUACAACGACGACUGCAUGCGCAUCCAGCGAAGGUUGCUCUGCCACUCCGACGACCACAACAACCACCGUUAGUACAACAGGAACCUACUCGACCGAGAAAGUCAGUUUCAUGUAUACGUCCACGAGUGUUCCGGCAUCUGUCAUGUCCUCCAUUUCCAGCAGAAUUUCCAGCCAACGAAGCGUUUGGGAUGCUACACGCUGGUCAGGCUAUACUAUCACUGCCACAUCGACAUCAUCCAGUGCCACCGCUUCGCCUACCGGAUUCCAGAUCGUCCAGGAUAUCCGCGGGUACAGCAAUUACGAUUAUAUAUGGUGGGCUGUCUACUACGAUGGCCUAGAUCAGCCUAUUGUCCUCAACGACACCAUGGCCGCGGGGAAUGAAUGGACUGCUGAAAAUACAGAGACCACAUUCUGUGACCAGACGUCCUCGUUCACUAAGGAUGACUCGGGUGACCUUAUUGGUGACAGUGAUGGAGACAAGUACACAUGCACACAAAUACCGAGCGUUACUGCAACCGCCUAUCCACCCACCUCCACGUACACGGAGGUCGGAGAUGAUGACUCUGUGUACCCCGUAUACGACUGCCUUACCGACAUCUGUACAUGA
Penicillium argentinense is the source of this 3246-nucleotide messenger RNA. RefSeq lists its product as uncharacterized. The record is from RefSeq and is a predicted model, not a curated record. Bases 1 to 3246 code for a protein of 1081 amino acids. The transcript has 13 exons. Lineage: Eukaryota; Fungi; Ascomycota; Eurotiomycetes; Eurotiales; Aspergillaceae. Gene Ontology annotation, biological process: carbohydrate metabolic process. Gene Ontology annotation, molecular function: chitin binding; hydrolase activity, hydrolyzing O-glycosyl compounds.